GCGAAAUCAUUAUUCUUCGCUUGUAAAGUUAUAUAUUGUUUUGAGUUUAUUUUCUACGUUAUAGCUGUUUUUUGCUUCUCUUGUUGCUUAUGGUUUUCUUUUUUAAGUACCAUGAACGACUUGGGUAUGGCGAAACCUGUAGGGAUUAUGCCGAACCAUCUCGAUUUGAGGGAGAUCACUUUCACAAAUCUUUUGCUGUUGGAUUUUAACCCUGCAGAAAUGGAGUCCAAAUACCGAGUGGUAUUUAAUCGGUAAGGUCAAGUUUAAGGUAACUCUGGCAUAAUAAAAAGGCCGUUAGUGUGAUCAACGAUAACUUCUUCAACCGAUGAUUUAUUCAAAUGGUCAGAAAGCAGGAUCCUGCUUUCUGACAAGUUGAAGAUAUCAUCGGUUGAAGACGUUAUUUGUUGAUCGAGGCAGUGUAAACAUUACGUACAUACGUGUGUGUACGCUAAACAGGAAAGUGUUGUUUUAUUUAUCGUAUAAAUGAAAACAGCAAUUAGCAUGAACGUAUAACCGGUGUGAGCCUAAUCCUCUGAAAACACUGAGGUCACAUUGGAUAGCUUUUUAAGAGCAAGCUUAUAAAGAUUGAAAGCCUAACUGGGAAGAAAUCAGGAUUUACAAGGUUGCCAUUAAGAAUUCUCGUCGCAGGAGAAAGAUUUAACAUAAAAAGUAGUCAUAGGCUACCAAACAUUAGCCAGAGAAUUCAGCGUAGUAAACAGAGAAUUCUUCCAUCUCCACCCUGGAUACCCCUCAUGGCUAAGUUCACCUGGCACUGGAUGAUCGCACCCUGCGUUCACACAGUACUAUUCAAUAUUUUCCCUCUCUUCACACAGAACUCUGAACAGCUAAGCAGCUGGUUCCAUGUGAACAGAACACCUAAACGUACAAAUUCCAAACCAGUGAAAAAUGCAUCGUGAUUUGUGAAGAUAACCUUGCCUUGGGCUCCCUUGCCUCAUCUUUUUUUGAAACGUUGCAUUCCUAUUCCUAUUCCUAGGCCCUCAAGCCUCCUUCUUCCCUGUCAGCAGAGGCCUCUUUUCCCUGGUUUUGACCUCUGCUAGUGGGGGAAGUCUCCUUCUUGAGCAGUACCCAGAUGCUCUACGAGAUCAUAGGCUUAGGCAAGACUAGUCAAGAUACAAAAUAAUGUACCAUUUAUUUCUUAAAGUAAGUGGGGAUAAUCAACUGUAUAAUUUGUGUAGGAUGUACAUGAAAAGCUACUCUCUGAGUAUACCUUCAAUUAUGUGGAUAUACAAUGUAGCCUUCAGCAGCCAUCAACCUCUUUGUGUAUCUUUCUUUUCAGAGACAUGUUUGCUUUGCCAAACAAGAAGGCCAUGGAGGUUGUCAUGCAUUUUCUCUUUACCAGACUCCAUCCUCAGCUGGCUUAUGAAGAGUUCAGGUGUUAUAAAUUUAGUUGUUUGCAAUCAAUUGUCACAAUACAUUUGCCAAACUAGCCGUCAUAACUAAUCGUGACCAAAGUAAGAACUAAUUAAGGCAGACAUGAUUGUAAUGUUAUAUUUGUGAAUCAGAAAACCUAGUAUGUUGGAAAGCCUCUAUCAGGAGUUAAUUGAUUCUCAAUAAAAGUUAUUGUCAGCAUUGUUUUAUUUUUUUCUUUCCUUCUUAAAAACAUUAAUUUUUCUCAUGAACACAGAGAUUGCUGGCCUGUUCGAGAUAAAGUGCUUGAGCAGCAGUUUAGAAAAGUAUGCUUCAGCUGGGUGUCCAGAAUACAAAAGGUAUUUUAAUUUAGUAUCUGCAAGUUGUAAUCAGGUUUUUUUCAUGGACUUGUGAAGUUGAUUGGGUUUUUACAACCUGUGCAGUGCAAGAUGUACUCCAUCAAAUAUUUUGAUCACAAUACCAUACAGCACAUACAGUACAAUGUACAUGCUUAUAACAAGUCCAUGCACAAAUACAUUGUAGUCAAGGACCACAAGGUACAUGUCAUUUAUAUCAUUAACAUAAUUGACAAAAUAAUUCACAUUGCCCUUCAAAAAAGUUUCUACAUGUACAUGUAUAUGUUUUGGUUCAAUUUUAUCCCUGGUACAAGUGUUAUUUUCUUUUGUUUCUGGGUAUGGUAAUAUAUGAUAAUGAACCUGAAACAAAAGAAAAAAAAUUAAACCAAGGAUAAAAUUAAACCACAACAUAAAUACUACAGACAAAGUAAAUGAACUCAUGCCUCAUGCCUUGCUUUGCAAGUGAUUGAUUCAUUUAUUCUGUAAUAAUAAUUAUUGUUAUAGGAAGAUCCAGAGGCAAGGUUACCCAGAAUUGUUCAAUCUCUCUUCCACUCUCCCGGAGGUACCAGCAUAAGAUUUAUGUGCAGGAGUUUUUUAAUCUAAUUUUUACUUUGACUGCAUAUAUAGCUGUGGUGGUUCAAUUUUAUCCCUUGUUUAAAUUUUAUUUUCUUUUGUUUUUGGGUGUGGUAAUGUAUGAUAAUGAGUUUGGGACAAAAGGAAAUUAAGUUUAAACCAAGGACAAAUUUGAACCACAACAUAGCCACCUCUCAUAAUUUGUUGCACAUCAAUAAUGUCUCCUUCAUUUUAUCACUCGUAGCAACAGGGUGUGAUAAGAGGUUGCUGCAUUUUGAAAGCUAGUCAGUUUAAUAUUUCAUUGUGAAUGUAUUAACUGAUGAAGUGAUACAAUAAAUUAUAUGUGAUUGUGAUACUACUGAAGUACAUUUAUAAAUGAUGUAUUUGAUAUACUCUUGACUGCGUGGGCUGUCUUUAAGGGCUUGGCACUGAGGAUUUCCCCCAGCUACUAUGAGCAGGUCACUUGAAUCUUAGAGACAGCCUGCCCAGGCCCUUGGUUUAUUAAAGCACAUGUAUUCCUUUCUAAAGAAAAAAAACCUUCUUAUGGUUCUGUAAUGUGUCAAGCGUUAACUUACCUGACUCUGCACUGUGUAAUGAUUUGCAAUGAUAUGCAUUAUAUGAACAGUGUAAGCAGCACAGCAGCUACUAAAUUGUUAACCUCCCGGUAAAACAUGUUUUUCUGUCCCUCCCUUUGAUCAGGGUUCCCACAGUCUUAAAAGGUCCUUGAAUUUUAGAGGAAGUCCUUGAAAAGUCCUUAAAUUUCUAUGCAAGUCCUUGAAAAGUCCUUGAUUUUCUUCAACUUUGAAUGUAGUGGCCUGGAAAGUGUUUUUUGAUGCUGUGCAUUUUUAUAGAGUCUGUGAAAUUAUAUUCCUAGUAGGUGGUCAUUGAAAAUCUAAUGUAGUCCUUGAAAAAUGGUUGAAAUCUUUUGUGUGAACACUGUUGAUGCUUAUCCCCUUAAAAUUUGUAAGAACCUGGUGAUCCUGAUACUGAAUUUCCUUCUUUACCACAGGAGAUCGAUUUUAUGCCUUUCUUCGUCAUUUCUCAUUGUAUGUUCUGACAAAGGUCAUGCAUCGAGAUCAUGGUAGGUGUUGAACAUAAUAAAGUCUUAUUUUUCUUUUGUACCCUUUUGUACUGCCAUUUAUUGUUUUAGAAUAACAUGGUAAAAGGUUGAUAAAUACUUCAAAGUUUUUUUCAAAUGCCAUAGCAGUGAGUUCAUUAUUGAAAUAUUAAAAAAUAAUAUAAUUUCCUGUUAUGGCCUGUAUGAUCAAACAUCCUUUCACUAGUGGAUCAGCAAGGUUACUACAAAAUGAUAAAUCAUAAAGCCGAUUGCUUAUAAAGGCAUCUCUGUGGAAAAAAAAACUAUCGAAUAUUUCUAAAGUUGUAUCAUGAUUAUUUGCUUUUUUCUUGGCUUUUUCCCAUUAGGCAAAACAAUCAGCAUUCCUACAUUUUCAACCAAGACUGUCCAUAAUCAUUCCUUUACACAAGUCAUGUCAAGAGCACUGGAGGCUCAUUAUAUUGUUUUGAAAAAGAGGUAAUCAUUUUAAAAAAUAAAGCCAUCGAACAAAGGAAUAGCUACAGGUAUAUUAAAACGCUUCAUCCCUGAUAGUAAUAAUGCCUUCAAAUAUAGUCUAAUUUAUUUAAUUAGUGAUUAUUCUCAGUAACAUAUUAAAACUUGUCUUUAAUUCAAUAAAAACUGUUUAAAAAAACCCAAGCCAAACUUCCAAAUAAAUACUGUUUAAAAUUAUCUAUGUUAUUUUUGUAAAAUGAUGAAAAAUAAUGUUUUCCACAUUGCUAGUCUUGUGCAUCUCACAUGGGCAAAUAUAUCAAUGUUUUUCAGAUUAAAUAGGAUUUUCUUUUUCUUUUUUUUUAGUGGAUAUUUUUGUCACUAUUGACUAUUCAUUGCUGAAACACAGAAUAAAUAAAAAAUACUUGGUUUCACUGUAGGUACACAUAUAAUCUGCUUUUUUCAUUAGAUUUCUUGAGUUUACACAACAAGCGGUGCAAGUUGAACAGCACUGGAAAGAGUUUGCAAUGUAAGUAAAGAGCAGUUAAAAAAAAUUCUGAUAUUUGAGGGAAGAAGGUACAGACAGUAUGUAACAUGCAGGACUGUCAUUAAUAGCUGCAGGCCGUAAAUUUUACACGUACAUGUUCACCUAGUUGUUAUGCAAUAAAUAGGGAAACCUUAUGUCAGUGUUAUGGUAUGCUCUUAGCGAGUCAACAAAGGAGUUCAGGUCUUUGAUGAAAAGGAAGCGUGAUGUUGAAAAAUAUGUCAUGGAAAUGGAUGGAAUGAUAGCACCUCGAGGAACAACUAUUGGGUAAGAAUAAACAUGUUAUCAGUAACCUUGUACCAUGUAUCAUUUGCACUGAUGGGUUUAGUUACUGUAAUCUGUAGGGUGAAGACAGACUACCAAGAAGAGGUUGAAGCACUGAAAAGGACUCAGGAGUUGCAAAAGGUAUUAAGUUCUUCGCUAGUCUUUAGGAAUUGUUACUUUUCAUUUUGUUGACUUCCCUUUUGUGCUUUCAUUACAAGAUUCUCAACCAAAACAUAACUGUCCAAAAAAAUAAGAGCUUACAGAAACAUAAAGUAAUGCAAAAUCAUCUUAACAAGCUUGCUACUGCCAGUCUUUGUAGGUACUGACCUGUGGAACAACUCACAUCAAGCCCAGGGCUCAAGACAUGAGCUUGUUAUCAUGGAAGUCUUGUCAAAUCUGUUUACCAAAAAAUCAAAACAAAGCCAAGUUAAAUAUAAGCAUUAUCCAUUUUUCCCUCACUUUGAUUGCACGGAUAACACCUGAAAGCCUCAUAAGCCCACUGAUGGUGAAGUCUGAUAAAGGUUACCCUUUUGCAAACAAAGUGUGGUAUAUGGAGAUGUAAAGCACAAUGCAUUACCUUCAUAGUGAUCAGCAAUUACACUGGGUCCCAAAUCCUGACACAGCUGAUUAUUGAGUUCUCAGACCUGGGGCCGGUUGCUCGAAGCCUGGUUAGCGCUAACCGUUGGUUAGGAGGUAUCAAAAUGUAUAGGUUUCCAUGGUAUUUAACGCUGGUUAGCACUAACCAUGCUUCGAGCAACCCGGGCCUGGUAAUAAAUUGUCCUGUGGGUAGCUUCCCGUCCAAUUGUUUGAGCCAAAGAACAUUUAAGAUGUCUACAAAAUACUUGGCAUGACUGUCACAAGGAUCAUCGUCAGGUCGAAAUUACCUGAGAAACAAUAGACUCCCUUGGUAGUUAGUUAGCAACUGCUCUAAAUAUCAGAGAACUCUGAGUCACAUUCCUCUGUCCUCCUCCAAUGCCUGUCGUUGAGGAGAUACAGUGUAGUGACCAGGUUUGGCAGAAGUAUACCAUAAUCAUUUAUUGCAAAGUCCCAAAUAGGACUUCAACUCCUUGACACUUGUAGGACACUAAGAUUCAUGGUCAAAUCUGUCCUCUGCAGGAGGAGGUGAAUGUUGUUAUUGUCAAUCCGGUGUCUAAGAAAAAUGAGGGCCCAGUGAAGGAAAGUAAAAUUGGAUGAUGAUACUGUGGUCUUGAAAAUGCCUAAAACCCUUCCCCAGAUCCAUAGGGGAACACCCUGAAUCAGAACAUCAUCCAAAUGGCAUAUUGUGAACUUUAUGCUAGGCCUGCAGAAUCUGGUCCAUAAAUUCUCUGAAAUGUGGCUGGUGCACUGGAGACUCCAAAUGGCACCAAGUUUGUAAUGGUGCAACCCCUUGUGAGUCUUAAUGGUCAGGUUCCCCUGGCCUGACAAUCUUUAUCCAACUUGCUUAAGUUGGAUGACGUUGUUCACAUAUACCCUAAAUAACUGCUAAAUACUUUUCCCCUGGCCGAUGUUGCAAACAAAUCUUCUGCAUUAGGUAAAGAGCUAGUACUGAUGAGAAUCAACACACCAGAGUAUUGUUAACAAACUAUUCAACACACUUGCAGCAAACCAUCUUUCUUGGGUCUAACACCAUCGAGACAGCCCUCUCAUUUUGGCUUACUUUGUAAAUGAUCCUUUCAUUUCCUCCAGUUUCCCUAACUCUAGCCCAACUUUUUCAUUGAGUGCAUAUGCAGCUGGUCAUGUUGAUGGAACAGGUGAGGCGAGAGUGGAUGACAUCAAGACAUGCUGAACUUUAAGCAAGCAUGUGUCUUCCCAACACCCCCCCCCCCCCCCACCAGAAAAACAUAUUGUACAUAUCACCCUUCAUUUUUGCCACUGUUAAUGCCAAUACGCACAAAACCCCUGAACUGGCAUGUAGAAGGUAUGUAGAUGUAUUGUAAUGAACAUAAUUUACAGACCAAUGAUUUUCACAUGUUCGUAAUGUAUAGGUUCGUGACUUGUGGGCAGGGAUUGCAGAAUUUUACACAGUCCAGUCACCUCAGGUAUGCAUUGCAGCUCAUAUGAUGUAGAAUUUUGUUUCAAGUUUGCAUUCUAGCUCUGCUUUUUUCUUCCUGUUACUUUUCACAUGGGUCAAAUGGUCGUGUGCCUGAAUUAGUACAGUGUUGUUUGGAGAGUAUAAUGCAGUGGUAAGCACUAACACAAUAUUGAUUCUUCAUUCUGGGAAUGCAAGCAAGCGUCAAAGCCACAAACUAUAGUCUUACACUGUGCUUCACAGUGUUGUUUUCUAACCCCUGAUUGGUGUUUUCUUCACUACACAUUCAAUAACAUUCCAUAAAUAUUUCUGCUGUUCGCACCUUUUUAUGAUAAGCUUUACGUGUAUACCAAGUUUGUUGUAAUUGUUUUUCUCUUGUAUUUUCAACUGAACAGAGAAGUAUAGUAGACUCAGUGCUCCAGGGUGAAGCAAACAAGUAUCAAAUUGAUGCUGCUGACUUUCAGCCAAGGGUGAGUGGAAAACAUUAUAAUCAAUUUGGCCUCAAUAGACUACUCUAGAUACUUACCUUAAUUGCCAAGUUCUCAAUAUAAAAUCUCAUUUCUAAUUGAAAUGAGAACCUGAAUGGUAUUCAUUGUCACAGAAUGGUUAGGGAUGCCAAUAAUUUACGUUUCCCAUCCUUUAAGGCUGGAUACAGCAUUGCAAAGUUUGUACAUGUAAGUUAUGUGUGAGCAUUGGGCUGCUGGACCAAUUUCUGGUAGUGUUGUCCUGUGGUUUCCUUUCCUCAAGUUUGCCUUUGCCCUCAGGUGUGACAAUGCCCUGCUUACCUUAACGUGGCAUACUUUCUAAAGAGUAAAGUAGCACAGUUGAAUGUGUGUCUCAUAUAUACAUUUAUUAACUUGAGUGAUGGAUUAUUUCCUGUUUUGUUAUUUUCAGGUUCCAGACUUGCUGUUGAGAGAUUGUGAAAGAGAAAUAAAAAAGGUAAAUAGUUCGUUAUUCCACCUUCCUUUGCUAACUUCCAGUAACAGGAAUAUGUGUAAAGUUUGUGUUCAUUCAGAUAUUUUACUUUUUCUUUUAUUCAUUUGCAGAGAAAUAUUGAAGACACUUAUGUUAGUGGAAAAGUCAAUCUGUUUAGGUGAGAUGGAAGAAUUUAGAGAAUUAUUUUGGUGUUUUUUGAAGUCCUUAACAACUUGAUUCCCUGAUUUCCUUUCCCUGCAAACAGCCUCAUUCAACUCUGGAACUUGUCGCUGAGUAAGAUAAAGGAGCAGCUAUCUCAAGGUUUGUCACCGUUGUUUUGGUUUAUACCAUAGAACUUUGACAUACAGCCAUUUGAAUUGAACAUUGGACCAUUGACAAACAAAAGUUGUGGAGGUUUAUUUGAUCCAUUGCUGUGCCUUUUCAAUGAAAGAAGGUGGAGUGGUUUAUGUGAUUAAGGUUGGUGGUUGUUGUUUUAUUGUUUUAUAUUUUCUUCUCAGAUUCUCUUCCUGGCUUUGAUGAUCAGAGUCCAGUAAUGAAAUCAGCACUGCAUACUCAUUAUGCUCAUCUUGCAAACACCACAGCUCUGAGGUAGGCAUUCAUCAUCAUCAUCAUUAUCAAUAUUUUUGCUAGUACAACCAUGUACCUUUUUUGUACAUUUUUUUUUUGCCGUGAUUCAAUGGUCAAGGCUUCUGUCUUCUCAGUUCUUUCCUGAGUUUAACCACAGAUGCUAGCUUUUUUGUACUUUUAGUUGAAUCAGUGCUGUCACUAAUCUUAUUGUUAUUAUUAUUAAUAUUUACAAUACAUGGCAAAGUUGAAUGGUAGCUAACAAAGGAUAUGAAAUUUUCUUACAUUGUCAGCUAUUAUGUUUCUAAAAAGCAACUUAGCUCUGAUUUCUAACUGCCCUUUGGAUCAAAGCCCUGUUAAUAAUAUUUUGAUGCAUGAUUCAUAGUGUACUGUUAAAAGGAUAUAAAAUUUAAUCAAAUUAGUUAAAACUAGCUUUGUUGUACCUGGCCGGAGGUGCAUUUUCAGAACAUUCAUAACAUCAUUUCCAAAGGCAUUUCAGACAGGCAACUUAUUUUCUUUUCAUUAUUUUUUUCAGAGAGGCAAUCCAAGCGACAAUGCCUUCAAUGAAGGAAUCAAUCCAUGAGAUGAAGCAGCAGUGUUAUAAGAGCCUUGAGAAGCAGGACAGUUCACAUCAUGAAGCACCUGUUGUAUUUGUGAGUGAGAGUGAGAAACGCUCCAUCUCUACACUACAUUCCUUAAAUUUCUCCCCUCAUCUUUAACUCAAAAGAGGACUCUGUAGACCAGAUAAAUUGGUUCUAACUAUUUACUUGCAACUGAAAUUAUGUAGUGUAUGAAUUGUGUUACUAUUGUGACUAUUUCUUUUUAGUUGCCUUGCUGUUAUUAAUAAAGAGAUUAAGAGUCAGGUUUACGACAAACGGCAAACGUCAUAUUCAAGUUGAGAAAUUCUCAGAAUAGAAAAUAAGCAGGUAAAAACUGUCCAGAACAAUUCUUAUGGAUAAAACAGGGGUGAAACGACUUAUUUUUGUGUAGAGGUAAUAAACAGUAAACGACAGUUGAGGGGAAAACUUGGUCACGUGGUACAAACUCACGUUUGCCGUUUGGCGUAAACGUGAAUCGUAAUCUCUCUAAUGUGAUUUUUGGAUCGUUAAUUGCUAGAUUAUUCUUACAGCUGUAUAAGGUAAUAUGAUUGUUAUGUAUGGGGCAGAAGAACAAAAGAAAAGUUUGUUAAUGAUUUUGUUACUUGCACAACUUAACCAAUCCCUCAGCAUGAAAGAUGCAUUAUCACUCCGCAUUUACUUUUUAAAUGUUUCAGAAACUUGGCCUUGUUCCUCCUACUCCACCUGUGUCAUUUGCAGCCGCUAACACACCAGCAGCAGCAGAGAGAAUUGCUUCAUUUAAUGAAACUCUCAGGAUGUCACCAGAAACAGGUUUACAACACUUAGCACUCUUUUUCAGUUCAGUUAACAAGGAAAAUUCAAUAGUUUAGUUUUCAACAGAUACUGUAUUUAUCUGUUAAACAUGCUGAAUCUCUGAUUGUUGAAAAUGUUAACUUAGUGUCAACCCCUGAUGUCAUUCAAGCGUGGACCCAAUCUUCCAAAAAAAGCCAGUUGAGUGGUAAGGGUAGGUAACUUAUCAAAUUAUUUGCCAGCGACUAACAUGUCUUGUAUUCUGUAUUACCACCAUUGUUUUAAUCAGUCGUUUUUUCUUUUAUCAAGUUACCAUUAUCCUUUAGUUGGUGAUUGAAUCCUUUCUUUCUUUUUUUUGUUUUGUUUUGUUUUGUUAGAUUCCCAGGAAUCUUUGGCAAAGCAAGCAAAGUAUGUGACUAUAAUACUCUGCAUUGUCUUUAUCUACAAUUUCCGCCAUUAUGUUAUUUUUGACUUGAAAGCAGAUAGUGGUAGAGAUUUCCUUGCUAACAUUGUUUCAAUUUUGUUUUUGAGGAUCAGAAAUGCAGAGCCCUCAAGACUUCCACGACCGAAACGGCAUGUACAACUAGCUUCCCAGGUACUCAAUUGAGAACGCAAACAGUCAGUAACCACGUCUUAAGAUUGUGAGAUGAACUAAGAUAUCCACUGCACAUGGCCAGCAAUUAUCAUCACACAGUUCCUUACCUGACCAACUUCUAUGAUUUUUUGUUCACUCAAUUAUUUAAUGUUCUUUUAUUUGUCUUUCUCGUUUAGGGUGCAACUGCCAAACCUAUUACCUCAAAGUCGACGCAAAAAAGGAAAACGAAACCAACUAAAAGUUACACUCAAAAAAGCGUCCUCUACCCGGUAUGCGUUAACAUUCUAUCUUCACCAUUUGUUAACUCUCGAAAGUUAUUCUAUAAGUUUCCAACAAUGGGUGGGGAAAUUGGCAUACAGCAAGGUCUCUUAUUAAACAAGAAAAUCAAGUAAAGAGAUACCAUAGUUUGCUUUUGAUUGAUUGUUCGUUUUUUCCUUUAUAAAGCACUAUGUCACCCCAAGAGGUCAGGAGGUAAAGAAAGAGACUGCUAAGGAAUCCCCAUUAAUUCUUCAACCGCAAACAAUUUUAGCAAAUGAGGUGAGUAACUAGGCUCAGUCUCCAGCCGGCUCGGGUGUCUCGAUGCGCCCCGGGUGUACCGCGGGCGCAUCGAGACACACAAGGCUGGAGACUGAGCCUAGUGAAUAACUGGUUUUGCUCUUUUUUCACUGAUUAUCUAUUGAUGUUAUCUUUCUUGGUAGCCUGAUGUCCCAGCCGUUAAUCCUAAAUCUCAGGAUUCUUCAAUUAAUUUAAUCAAACUUUUUGCAUUCAAUAACCUUUCACGUCAUGUUUUGAGAGAGCCAUUUAAUUGUAAGUUUAUUUUUUAGAUGAUAAUCUCGUUUAACCCAUAUCCCUACGUGUUAUGUUCCAUUACAGAUUGCAGAUGCCGUUGCCAUGGAUGAGACAACUUCCAGUUCACUGUCAUCCACGACUUCUUCAUCUAGAGCCAGUACCCCCAUUGUAUGAUAUUUGUUUAUUUAUUUUUACAAUCAAACUCCUCGAAUUAGAUAAAGUCUUAAGAUUCAUUCGUUCGCUUAAAUGGAUACGCUUUUUUAUUUGUGAUGUGUUAGAAAUAACACACGCGAAUCUUUCUUCCUCUGCUUUAUUAAUAUAGUGGCUUGUCUCCAAUCGCUACAUAUAAUACUCUUCUACCUCCUCCACUCUCACAGGUGGCUCAAGCAUUAGUGGACCCGGUUGGUGCCUUAGGUACGUUUCAUUCUUGUUGACUUCCAAGUCCUACAUCUAAAUAGAGGGAACUUCACUUUAUUGCACAUUUGUUUUGUUGUUGUUUUUGUUUUUUCUUUACAACAACUGUGGAACAGUUACAGUUUCAUACUUGGGUAAAAUGUGAUCACCAACUGAUACAAUCCUGUCGACAGAAAUAGAAACUCCUUUCACACAUAGUUCGUACAAUGUUGAAUAGGUCUUGAAUUCUAAUAGUCGUCUUGAAAAAUCCUUGAAUUCGGUUAAGGUCCUUGAAAAGUACUUGAUUUCUUCAUAAGGUCUUAAAAAGUCCUUGAAAUUCACUACUUUAGUUUGUUCACACCACAUCGUUUUCUGUGAAAGAAGAUUAUUUUGCAGGGGAAAAUUUAGCUCAUCCUCGGUUUAGGAGCCUGUAAAACUCACGGGUAUCGCAAAACGUUUCUGUGCAUGAACGAUCUUAUUUUUCAGAUGCAACUGCAAGUCAUACCCAGUGACUGUUGUCGUUUUCCAAAGCAUGGUGUUACGGAAAGUAGUAUAAAAUAAUGUGAUCAACCAUGGCUGAAGAAGUAAAAAUCGUUAUUGACCACAUUGAAUGUUUUAGCCAAUCAAAAGGGAGUCAAAGAAUGCCGAUUUAUUGAAUUUAUCUUAGUUCUUGAAAACUGUGAUUUGUCCUUGAAAGGGUCCUUGAAUUUUGUUUGAUUGAAGUUGUACGAACCAUGUUCACACCAACGGCCAAUUUAGAAACUUUUAUUAUCGUCUCGUUGCGGCUAUUAUUAUUCACGUACAAACGUUCCUACACAUUUCAGGACAAGACGCUUUUCAGUCUCGAGACCUGAUACCAAGAACUCCAGCCAAAAAGGAGGGAGGUUAGUAUGUAAAGGACUUUCAGACUUUAUCCGGUAUUUUACAAAACAACCGCAAACCUUGUCUACUGUUAACAGUCUGUAGGCAUAUAUGGCAGACUAGAAAACGUUUAACCACUUCGAAUAACUCGUUCAGAAACAGAUCUGGAUGUCCACCGAUUGUCUGAAACCACGGUCUAUGUUAGACUUUGUUUAAAUAACCAGAUCAUAAAGUAUUUGGUUCUAAGUUAACUCAUUUAUACUAUACGACUGCCUGUAAGAUUACAAUUUAAAGCAGUUCUCGUUUUAUCGUUUUUUUUUGUCUUUUAGAAGCGACCUUCACGAAACCUAUCAGUGAAAACAAAUCUGGGCGCCUUUUGGAAACAAUCCUUGAUGAUUCUCAGUCAGGAGUAGCUACUCCAAGUCCAAUUUUUGAGGAAAAUUCAACAGUUCCAUCCUCUCAAGCUGACCUAAGUUGGUCUGACAUCAACAUCACUCCAAGGUUACUUAAAACCUCGUACGUUCAAGAGUCGCCUCCUGAGCGUGAUUUCUUGCCAGUGAGUGUAGGAACAGCUUUUGACCUGUCUGGUGUGAAGCGAACCCCUGGUGUAGCUCCUGAAGAGACGGUUAAUGAACAUGAGUCUUUUAAUCUCUCAUUCAUUCGAGCUACUCCAAGGUCAGUCAAAAAAUCACUCUUUGAUGAUUCGCCCCAACCACCGGAAAUGAUGACGUCACAACAACAAGCUACUCCCAGUCAGGUAUUUACACAGCAAAUACCACAAUCAUCCAGUUUACCGCUUGACAUUGGUGCGUCACCUAAACUUGACUUUUGGCUGCUUCGUCAAAACGGAGACAACAUUCAAGUGACACCUAACUCGAAAAAAACAGAACUUUUCGAUGGAUCGCCAACAGAGAACAGCAAUUCGCCAUUUGAAGAUCUUAAAUUUCUUAACAUUUCUGGUGAGCAGUCCAGACCUAAAGAUUAUAAAGUUAAGUUGGAGAUGAAACCGCCUAAGGCGAAACCUCCUGAAUUGGAAAUCGGCUUCAGCCUUGCCUCUCCGGCUAGCAAACCGUCACCAGUUAGGAGUCCACUUCAUCCCCGCCGCACCACUCCAGAGAUGACAGGAGUUUCUAAUUCAAGUCAUCAUAAGCUUGAUACAACAGAGUUGACUGAAAGGCUUAACCGGAUCAAACACCCACCAUCAAAUAACGACGCUUUAGAACUACAACACUAUGAAUCUCUUAACCAUUCUGUCGCCAGAUCCAAAAACACUGUUGUGAAUGGAGGAACGCCUACACAUCACUCUAAUUCAGUACAUGAAAUGGUCUCUGGAUCCUCUGGUAUAUGUCUUACUCCCACAACCACCAGUGUCACAAAACCAACUCUACAGCAUAACGUUCUCUCAGAGCAGCGUGACACACCCGUCGCUCCCUUGGAUGUAAAACCCCCAACCAAGCUGAGCACAGGUAGUAAAAACCAUGUACUAUCAUCGUCAAAUGACGUUGACACCUCUGCGCUUAUCCAGAGACUCAACAGAAUAAAAUUAACUCAGCAAUCCGCUUUUUCCACACCACACUACACACCCUUGAGACUGCCUGAGGUCUGUGCAGAGGACAGCUUGCCAAGGGAAGAAAAUGCUGCGGAAACGCCUUCAGACGCGUCCCUUCUAGCCAGCAGACUGGACCAAAUAAAACAGGCGCAAAAAAGCCAACAGGUAACUGCUUUUGUCGGGCUUCUGUCAUAUAACUCUCUACAAGGUACGUAUUUAGACCUGGUUCCCAUCGUCUUGCGACAUUAGUAAUUGGCACUAUGGGAGAGGUAUAGUCAGUAAUAAUUAUGAUCAUUAAAAAUAGUAAUAUAACUUAAAAGUAGUCCCGCCCUUGAAGGAAGGCCUGGUGUACAGGCUGUUUUCCCAAUAUCAGGUACCCUGACAGGUAAUGAGUGACCUAGCAUGGCUUAUUUCUUUUCAGGUUUUUUCUAUUUUGGGUGAGAGAAAGCUUUCACGUUUGUUUUCCACGCUUGUUUUACGUUGGAUCGUUUCAGAAAAUCAAGAGAGUAUAAUACUACCCAUGUUUGUUGUUAUAGGUCACACCUGGAGCAAUUACUGGCGAGGACUUGAGUACCAGUCGCACAAGUGAGCCCGCUCUUCUAACACCGCUGACGCCAAGUAGUGGGGCCUCGCCUUCAGAGGAUGGUAUCAAGAAUGAGCUGGUCAAUUUCUCAUUUAACUCACCUAGAAACGUGACAAGCCCUCCUGGUUCGCCAUCUUCCUAUCUCGAUCGAAAUUUCUUUUUGCAAUCACCAUUCAAACACGACCAGGCGUUUACCAGUCCUUUGCAUGGAAACACACCCAUUUCGAUGGACAUCGGUGUAGGCCUUGGGCUUGUUGAAGAACUGCAGUGGGAGGCAGCCACCCCAAGCCUACCGCAGCGACUUGCAACUAGAACGGGUCCCGCUUCAGAAGGAAAGACCUCUUCUGCACCCACUACAAGUAAUAAUGGACUGCAUAGUGUAGUGAUGCACAAUACAUUAUCAACCCCUCUUCUGGUAAAUUCUGUUCAGCGACCAGAGCGAAUAACAUGGGUGACUGGACCAACUCACACUCCUGCAAGCCUAGUUGGCUUAUCCGGAGAAGGUAGGUACAUUAGGCAUUUGGCCCUACUACCCGGUCAAAACCCUCUAUGAACAAGUUUAGGUCGUGUUUUAUUGUCCGUAAACCGGAAUAGUAAUCGGCGGAGUGAAAUCCAGAAAUCAUUUGUUUGGGCAUUCAAUGCAUCGUACCAUCUAGAAAUCUUGUUGUAAGAUCACGGUAUAAGAGAUUUGUUAGAAAAUCUUUGCGUAUUCUCAUGAAUACUGCCAAUCCUUGGACAGCGGUCUAAGUUAUGCUCCGUGCAAAUGAUUGUGGGAUAUUUUCGCUCCUCUCUUCUCUGUGGUUUUCCUUGUUGUUCAGUCGGCGCUGUUUAACUUUCGCGUCCAAAACUUAUCCGGCUGUUUCACAACCAUGAGGUGAAUUCUUCGGCGGCGAACCAUUUGGUCAGCUUUGCGUUUGGUUUGAGCCAAGUUAUGUCUCAUCUUAUUACCUCGAGAGACGUGAAAGAUUUCCCUCGUGGAAGCGGUACCUCAAAACUACUUUCAAAAUUGGCAACCACGGGACUAUUUUGUCGCGGCCGGAAUAUUAAUGCAAGCGAGUGAUAUACCACUCAACCUUGGUGCGGUAAACCACACUAAGCGACCUUUGUCAUGUCAAGCUUCAUGUCAAGCAUGCAAUGGUCUCUUUCACCUAAAAUGUAUCGGAUUGGUCUAGCUACGUUCUCAUGUCUCUUUCUACAUUCUUUUUGUGCCAGUUUUGGACACGCACUUACAAUUAUUAUUAUUAUUAUUAUUAUUAUUAUUAUUAUUAUUAUUAUUAUUAUUAUUAUUAUUAUUAUUAUUAUUAUUAUUAUUUUUAUUAUUGUUAUUAUUAUUAUUACAAGGAUGCUUCCUCUUUCUCUUCAGACAGACAGAAUUUAUCACCGCGCCUUAAUUUGACCUCACCGUUUUCCUAUAAAGGUAAGAAUAUUAAUGUUACGUCCGGAGAAACUACCUUCCAACGAUCUACGGAGCGAUUUUGCAGCCUCUUGAUCGAAGCUAGUAUGUAAAAACACAGUGAAGAUCACUGAAGAAGAAAUCAGGACUGUUUUCGAACGUUUUGGUGGAACUUCGCAAAUUGUGUUGGUGGACGAGAAAUUUUUUGUUGGGGGGGCGGGGAGUGGAGGGUAUGUCGCGUUAAUUUCCUUCGUUUUGAAAUGUUACCCCCUCUCUCGCGUUAAUUCCCUUUAAUGAGAAAGCUACCCGUUUAAAGUUACAUAGAGCUCUAUUGUUUCAUAAAAAUCUUGAAACUAAACUCUUGUCCUCUUUCUAUUAAUUUUUUUCUUUUAGGAAGCAUGCCUUCCUCAUUGCAAGAUGUUCCUAAGUCGCCUGUGAUUGGUCAGUUAAUAGACUUGGAGUAGUGAGUUCUUGAUCAUAGAAAGAUACAGUGAAAAAUAGCCGAUCAAAAAAUGAGGAAAACUUUGAUAAGUGCUUUUUAGUACUAACAUAUUGGAAGGGGGAAAAUGUGAUAAGAGAAAUGGGUUUUAUCCUUAUGAUGUUAGCAUGUAUAAUAAGCUAUAGGGACGGU
Molecule: messenger RNA, 16299 nt
Organism: Porites evermanni
Lineage: Eukaryota; Metazoa; Cnidaria; Anthozoa; Scleractinia; Poritidae
Source: the annotation of a GenBank genome assembly